Molecule: messenger RNA, 927 nt
Organism: Aspergillus puulaauensis
Lineage: Eukaryota; Fungi; Ascomycota; Eurotiomycetes; Eurotiales; Aspergillaceae
Exons: 4
Coding region: 1-927 (308 amino acids)
Source: RefSeq, a predicted model, not a curated record
AUGUAUCACCUAUUCUCUGUACCGCUGGGGGCCGUGCUUGCAUGGGUUACCCUCUGGAUCUCUGCUGCAGACAGCGCCAGCGACCUUACAUAUUGUUCCACGGAUAGCACGGGUUCGGGUGCUGCAAACUUUUCCGUUUACCAAUCGAAUGGUAACUGCCAGACCCAUUGCAGUGGUAGUGCAUUUGCCAUUUUGCAGGGGAAAAACUGCUGGUGCUCUGAUAUCGCCCCUAACGAUGAUGAUAAUGUCCAAACCUCAGAUUGUGACGAUGGCUGCCCCGGAUUCCCGGACGACUCGUGUGGUAGUGCAUCGAAGGGGCUAUACGCCUAUGUUCAGAUGGGCAGCCCCUCUUCGACCGCGAGCGCGUCGUCAACAUCAAGUACCGAUUCGUCUUCGACCUCCGACGAGAGCUCCACAAGUACGUCCCACUCGAGCGUAGUUGAGACCCAUGGCGGCCAAGUAACAACAGUAACAGUCGGAGAUUCCGGCUCAACAUCCGCAGCAGAUACCGCCAAUGAUUCGAAAAGCGAUGGUGGCGGAUCCGGCGUCAGUAGUGGAGCUAUUGCCGGCAUUGUCAUCGGUGUUGUCGGUGGUAUUGCCCUGAUUGUGGCUGCCAUUAUCCUGUUCCUCGUCAAGCGCCGGCGUGAUAGGCAGGAUGCCGGCUACCAGAACGACUCGAUAGACGGUAGGCAGAGCAAAGGCUCCGGGAUGAGCUUUGCCGGCGGCAAGGGGGUCUUCGCGGACAAUCACAGUCACACCCUAUCCAAUGGGUCAUCAAGUGCACCCCAGCGCAUGCCAACCUUCACGGAUAACCGUUUGAACACAGGCGCGGUACUAUAUCCAAACGGUCGUCGCGCCAGCGAUGUCUCGCUUCAGGAUAACGAAGAUUAUUCUCGGCCGGUUCUCCGGCUUACGAACCCCGACUAA